AUUCCAUCUCUAGAGCAGGAUGCUGUAGAGACCGACUGGAUCAAAUACUUUAGGUAUAAGCAUAGGAGAGACUCGUCAAGUGACACACGAAAUGCGCUCCUAGUUGUGGCUGCACUCAUAGCCUCUGUCACCUUCCAAGCAGGAGUGGAUCCUUCGGAUGGUUUCUUACCAAAAAAAUCUGAGACAAGCAUUUCAUCAAACACUUAUGCUGAAGCUCCACCUCCUGCUGUAAAUAAACAGCCAAGAGCUGUGUUUUUUUUAAGUGGAGUUCUCGCAUUUUUGGGCGUUCAUGAUGGUACACCAAAUAUGUUCUUGAUAGGGAACUCGUUGGGUUUUGUAACAUCAGUAAGUAUAAUAAUAUAUCUCACAGCAGGAUUCCCUUUCCAAAGGGAGCUUCACAUUUCAAUAUACUCUAUAAUGUUUGCUUAUGGAUGGGCUUUGAAAAAUAUUCAGCCUGACGAAGGUAUUCUCAUUCGCAUUCUGAUAAUUGCUUUUGGUGUACCCUUUUUACUAAGGUGGCUACCAAGGUGGGCAAGAACAUUUUGGAAGCGAUGUAAAACUCAUUAGAAAUAAGUGUGUUUUUCGGUUGGUUUAUCUUCUGUUUAGCCUUCGUUGCUGGUUAUUAUGUCUUUCGGUUUUUCUCGUUGUUGGUUUAGGUUGUGGCUUUUCU
Humulus lupulus (European hop) is the source of this 670-nucleotide messenger RNA. RefSeq lists its product as uncharacterized. The record is from RefSeq and is a predicted model, not a curated record. Lineage: Eukaryota; Viridiplantae; Streptophyta; Magnoliopsida; Rosales; Cannabaceae. The transcript has a single exon. The annotation marks the transcript as partial.